Messenger RNA from Annulohypoxylon maeteangense, 1260 nucleotides. RefSeq names its product amidase. Bases 1 to 1260 code for a protein of 419 amino acids. The record is from RefSeq and is a predicted model, not a curated record. Gene Ontology annotation, molecular function: hydrolase activity, acting on carbon-nitrogen (but not peptide) bonds, in linear amidines. NCBI's taxonomy places the organism in Eukaryota, Fungi, Ascomycota, Sordariomycetes, Xylariales, Hypoxylaceae. The transcript has 3 exons.
AUGCCAAUUUCUCCACUUCGGGUGUGGGAGAAGCUUCAACACACGGCUCAAUGGGGCCGCCUCGAAAUAGGCGAUCAUGUCGGACUCUGCCGCGAAUCGCUAACCGAUAGUGACCGUGAGGUGCGAGAUUGGUUCGUGGCUGAGGCCAAGGAUAUAGGAUGUGAAGUAAAAGUGGACGAGAUGGGAAAUAUAUUCGCUAUCUUUCCAGGGCGUAACAGUGGGCUUGCGCCUAUCGGUAUAGGCAGCCACCUUGACUCUCAGCCAGCCGGUGGGCGUUUUGAUGGAGCCCUAGGCGUAAUCGCCGCCUUGCAAGUCCUUCGGGCUGUUAAGGAGUCUGGUGUUUUGACUAAUGCGCCGUUGGCUGCUAUCAAUUGGACAAAUGAGGAGGGAUCUCGUUUUCCCAGAAUGUGCACCGGUUCGGGAGUAUGGUCUGGCGCUGAAGACGUUGAGAGCUCUCAUGCGCUGACGGAUCUGGCGAAUCCAUCUAUAACCCUAGGCGACGAACUCAAGCGAAUCGGUUACCUUGGUACUACCCCAUGUUCAUACCGUGAGAAUCGGCUCUCAGCGCACUUCGAGCUACAUAUAGAGCAAGGUCCGCGAUUAGAAAAGGCACAACAGAAGCUUGCCGUAGUAUCUGGCGUGCAAGGCAUGCGUGCGUACGAAAUUCGAUGUCAGGGUGUUGGAGGCCACGCCGGCGCUGUGCCUAUGGCACAGCGUGCCGACGCACUUGCAGCGCUGGCUACCUUUGUGGUCAAAACAGAGGAACUAGCCCGCCGGGAAGAUGCUUUUGGCACCGUAGGUGUCAUUGAGACUGAUACUAGCAGUCCGAAUACGGUCCCCGGUCGCGCAUUUUGUACUCUAGACCUACGGCACCACAAUGAAAACACCUUGGAUACGAUAGAGAGGGAACUCGAUGCACAUCUAUCUAAGCUAGAACAGGACCGACCAGGGAUCAAAACAUCUAUAACGAAAACCAGGCACAAAAAGAGUAUCAAAUUCGACCCGGAGGCAAGCCGGUGUUUACAGCAAGCGUUGACGAGCACGGUUCACGAGUCUCUAGUUUGUAGUUUAGAAAGCUAUGCUGGGCACGAUAGCGCUGAAACGGCGGUCGUGAUACCAACUACUAUGUUGUUUAUCCCAUCAAAAAACGGUAUCAGCCAUAACCCAGCGGAGUUCAGCUCGGAGGAGGAUUGUGAGAUCGGCGCCCAGGCACUUCUUCAGGCAGUGCUGAACUAUGAUGCGUUUCUUGAAGGCAAAUAG